AUGAAGAUCGAAACAGCCUUUUAUUCAAAAACAGUUACUCCUACAUAUGAUUCAGAUGCAAUUGAUAGACUUCGAUACUUUGCCACAGUAAUCAUCCUCAGUGCAUGUGCUUUAUUCAUUAUGACGAAACAAUAUGUGGGUCAAAGUAUUCAAUGUUGGGCGCCAAAACAAUUCAAAGGAGGAUGGGAGGACUAUGCAGAGACGUAUUGUCUCAUUGAGAAUACAUAUUAUGUUAAUAUGAAUGACACGAACCUGCCGACAGAAGGGGUUCGAGGAAAUAAAGAAUUGAGGUAUUAUCAGUGGGUUCCUUUCAUUCUAUUCGGAUUGGCACUGGUUCUUUAUAUUCCGAGAAUUAUAUGGGUCAUUCUUCAAUCCGUAAUUGGAAUUAACAUCUCUAUCGUAACAUCUUACCUUCGACAGAAUGCAAUCGGUGGAUUCACUUCAGAUGGGGAAGAUAUUGAAAAGAAAACAAAACAAAUGCAGAGCAAAAAGAAAGCGGACAGUGAAAAGACUAAUGGAGAGUUUUGGGGAUCCAAACUGACCGUUUGUCUACUCGUUACAAAAGUAUUUGCAACAAUAAUGAUUUUAACUUCAAUGGGUUUCAUUGAUUAUUUCAUGGGAAUGGGUCCAUUCUACGGAUGGACGGUCACAAAAGACUUGCUAGAAGGACGUCAAUGGCAAGAAAGUGGAACAUUCCCGAGAGUUACAUUCUGUGAUUUCGAAGUUCGAGAACUGGGUUAUGUGAAUAAUUGGUCACUUCAAUGUGUUUUGAUGGUGAACAUGUUCAAUGAGAAACUGUUUAUUGCUCUCUGGUGGUGGUAUGUUGUGUUAGCUGUUCUCUCAAUUUAUGACAUAUUUCGAUUUAUCUUCCGAUUCACAGUGCAUCAUCAGGUCUCCUUCAUUUCAAAUAUUCUUUCCUGUACCGGAGAUUCUGAUAUCAGUGACACAGAAGUUGGAGAAUUCAAUCGGAAAAUAUUGAGAAUCGAUGGAGUUAACUUGACACAUCUCGUCUACGCGAAUGCCACAAUUUUCGAAGCGGCAGAGUUUCUGAAACCUCUUUGGCACAGCUUUAAAGAGAAACAACAGUAG
This is a messenger RNA of Caenorhabditis remanei, 1089 nucleotides long. RefSeq lists its product as uncharacterized. Lineage: Eukaryota; Metazoa; Nematoda; Chromadorea; Rhabditida; Rhabditidae. Gene Ontology annotation, molecular function: gap junction channel activity. The record is from RefSeq and is a predicted model, not a curated record. The coding region runs from base 1 to 1089 and encodes 362 amino acids. The transcript is spliced from 5 exons. Gene Ontology annotation, cellular component: plasma membrane; gap junction.